GCGAGCGGCCAUAUUUUAGUUUUUCUGUUGUUUUUAUUGUCAUUUUUUUCCUUUUUCACUGCAAAUUUGAUAGUUAAUCGACUUUUUUAUGUUUUUACUGUGAAGUUUUUAUUUUGUUAUAUAUUGUUUCUUGCCUUUUUCCCAAAAACCUGAAUGGAGCACACGAAAAAGUUCAAAUCAUUAAAUCUUCACGGGUUUGAUCGAAGUACAGAGGAUUACGGAAAACGACCUUUUGUACUAACUGCCAAGCUACUUGAAGAUCAGAAGAAAGCUAUUUACGGAUGUGCAUUCAAUCAAUACGCAGGAAUAGAUGAGGAACAAGCGGUUGCAACUGUCGGAGGAAGCUUUCUUCACAUGUAUUCUGUUCCCAUCGACAUAAAUAACAUUGAGCUGCAGUGGUCUUGUAAUUUUCCUACCGAUAAAUCAUCAAAGGUCGAACGAGAGGAGUCGCUCUUCACUGUUACCUGGUGUUACGACACAUAUGAAGCUGAAAACGACCGAAAUCCCUUUAAAGUUGUAACGGGUGGAACUUUGGGUCACAUUUACGUUAUCGACUACGUCUCGAGGAAGCUGUCGAAUCGUCUUCGGAGUGUUGGAUGGGAAAUCAAUGACAUUCGUACGUGUCCUGCCAACUCAAAUCUGAUUGUCUGUGCUUCAUCAGAUCAAUCUAUCCGGAUUCAUCAUAUUCGAAACGAAGCAUGUCUGAUUGUUAUUGGGGGUCUCGAGUGUCAUGCUGGAACAAUUCUUUCUGUGGAUUGGUCAACCGACGGAGACUUCAUUUUAUCGUGUGGAUUCGAUCAUCAACUCAUGGAGUGGGAUUUAUCUGUGAAACAAGUAAAGGAACAUUUGGAACGAGCGUGCAAAGCUCUUCACCAAGAUAAAAUAAAUGUGCUAACACAAUCACAAGAUAUUCCGUAUGUUUCGAAAGGAACAAUGAGAAAGUCUGCAGUUUCUCGCAACAUUCCCGACAAAGAAGAAGAUCAAUUGCUCGAACUUCACAGAGAGCUCAUACCCCGACCGAGCUGCCUUCUUCCAAUUUAUACUCCAUCCUCCGUAUCAACUGAUAUGCAUUCUGAUUAUGUGGAUUGCAUUCGAUUUCUUAUCGGUACUAACUACGCACUAUCAAAAGGAUGUGGCAAUGAAAAGGCAAUUCAUUUUUGGAGAUUUGGGCCACCUAAGGGAGAAGUUGAAAAUCGCAUUCAUGGAAAUGUUCUCCGUCCAAAGUCGUGUACAACGAAAUUUCGUACAAUGAAUGUUCCGAGUGGUUCUGCAUGGUUUAUCAAAUUCGCCGUUGAUCCAAGAAGACGAUGGCUGGUGUGCGGUGGAGCUGGUGGUUCUGUGAUGUUUUUCGAUUUGAGAAAUAAUGAAGAAACCAAUCCGACUCACACUUGUUCCGUUGGCUCACGUACAGUUCGGCAAGCUUCUUUCUCUACAUGUGGCCGAUUCCUAGUACUAGUAACUGACGAAGGAUUUGUUUGUCGAUUUGAUCGUGUAUCUGCGUCUGUCGACGCUAAGGACCUGGCAAAAUUUUGAAUAUCAUUCCUUCUCACCUUCAAUUUUUUAUAUCUCGUUGUGAUUUCAUCUUCGAUCAUCUUCAGUGGAUUUUACAUUACAAUUUUGCAGUUCCUAAUGUCAUCCCCAACCUCCUCUAAGGAUUAUUCUUCACCUAAACAUAG
This is a messenger RNA of Caenorhabditis elegans, 1676 nucleotides long. RefSeq names its product Polycomb protein mes-6 (gene mes-6). Bases 154 to 1533 code for a protein of 459 amino acids. NCBI's taxonomy places the organism in Eukaryota, Metazoa, Nematoda, Chromadorea, Rhabditida, Rhabditidae. The transcript has 7 exons. Gene Ontology annotation, cellular component: nucleus. The record is from RefSeq and is marked reviewed.